This is a messenger RNA of Ipomoea triloba (trilobed morning glory), 1855 nucleotides long. RefSeq names its product inactive glucose-1-phosphate adenylyltransferase small subunit 2, chloroplastic. Gene Ontology annotation, molecular function: glucose-1-phosphate adenylyltransferase activity. NCBI's taxonomy places the organism in Eukaryota, Viridiplantae, Streptophyta, Magnoliopsida, Solanales, Convolvulaceae. Gene Ontology annotation, biological process: glycogen biosynthetic process. The transcript is spliced from 9 exons. The coding region runs from base 97 to 1527 and encodes 476 amino acids. The record is from RefSeq and is a predicted model, not a curated record.
AGAAACCUCAAUAUUCCUUUCUAAGAUUAAGGUCUCCCCCUCUUAAAUUCCCCUAUGAAAUGCAAUUAGAGGGAGGAUGAAUCAAACAUUCCUAGAAUGUCUCUUCCAAAUUUUCUGAAUUUCAACAUUAAGUCCCCUCUUUACUGUCCCAAACCCUCUGAGGCAUUCAACCUUCAUGCUGCUCCUUCAAACUUGUUUCUUUCAAGUUCUAAACACUUUGAAUGCCCUUCUUCUCUCUUCCCUCCACCAAACCAGAGUGUUGCAGCCAUUGUGUUUGGAGAUGGAUCCCAUUCGCAGCUGUAUCCCCUCACAAAGCGGAGAUCAGAAGCUGCGCUGCCCAUUGCAGGGAAUUACAGGCUUGUCGACGCUGUUGUGAGCAACUGCAUUAACAGUAACAUAACCAAGAUAUAUGCACUCACACAAUUUAACUCCACUUCUUUGAAUUCCCACCUUUCAAGAGCUUAUUCUAGUGCGCGAUUUGGGAAAGAUGGCGGCUUUGUUGAAGUCGUUGCAGCUUACCAGAGCCCCGAAGGCAAGGGCUGGUUUCAGGGAACUGCUGAUGCUAUAAGAAGAUGUUUGUGGAUACUAGAAGAGUAUCCGUUUUUCGAGCUUCUGGUUCUUCCUGGCUACCAUCUUUACAAAAUGGAUUACCAGAAACUGAUUGAGGUUCACAGAAACAACAAUGCUGAUAUCACAGUUGCUGUCUCUAGUAAUACUAGCAGGCAUGAUGAUGAAGAUUCAGGGUUUGGAUUUUUCCAUGUAAAUUCCGAAAACAAAGUCACAAGCUUUAAUGAGAAACCAGAAAUCCCUGCAGCAGAAACCUCUGUGAAGAUCAAUGGUAUAGGUAACGAUAGCUUCCCGAGCAUGGGAAUCUAUGUGGUUAGCAGAGAUGCCAUGAUAAAGCUGCUCACAGAACAUUUCCCUUUGGCCAAUGACUUAAGAAGUGAGAUCAUACCAGGUGCAAUUUCCUUGGAAAUGAAGGUUUAUGCAUAUAAAUUUGAUGGAUAUUGGGAAGACAUGAGGAAUAUUGAAGCAUACUACCGGUCGAAUAUGGAGAGCACAAAAAAAACCAACAAUGCAUACAACAGCUUCUACGACAGAUAUUCUCCGCUUUACACUUUACCUCGCCAUCUCCCUCCAAGCCUCAUAACCGAUGCUGUCAUCACCGACUCUGCCAUUGGCGACGGUUGCAUUCUCAAUAGGUGCAGGAUCAAAAACACAGUGGUUGGCAUGAGGACAAGGGUGGGAGAAGGGGCAGUGAUUGAGGAUUCGGUUGUUUUGGGUUCAGACAACUAUGAGAGCAUUUCGACAGAAGAGGAGACUAUUCGCACCCCUCUUGGAAUCGGAGAAGGCUCCCACAUAAAGAAAGCCAUAAUCGAUAAGAAUGCAAGGAUUGGCAAGAAUGUUAAGAUAUUGAAUAGGGACAAUGUGCAGGAAGGAAACAAUGAAGCAGCUGGGUACAUUGUUAGCAGAGGGAUAGUUGUGAUCCUCAGGAGUGCAGUAAUCCCAGAUGGGAGCAUUGUGUGAGUGACAGACACAUCCAAUAAAACAAAACUGAUGAGGAUUGAUUAUUGUUGUUGGGAUCAACUAACGAAAACCGCAAAUGAAGCUGCCAAUGUGCUGUCAUGCCCAAAUUUUGGCAGAGAUCCUUCUCUUCAAGCUAAGGAUGAUCAGAUCAACAUUCAACACACAUUUCAUGCAUCAAGAUCCCAGUUUGUCUGGGAAACAAAAAACAAAAAACAAAAAACAAAAAACGAAAAACAAAAAACAGUAGGGAGUUCAGGUUUAAUGUUCUGCCUUCAAUUCUUUUAUUUGAGUUCAAUGUCAAAUUCUGAAAACAAGCACAUUUCAGUAA